AUGCUCCGGACUGGCGGCGAAAAUAUCAGCCCGGUUAUUCCUCAGCCGCAGGGACUGCUUGGACGCAACGUUUCCACUGGCUCGAAUGCUGGUGCCCCCGCCUGGAAGUCUAUCUUUCGCAUCGGGACACCGUCUUCCAAGAAAUUGCCAGGCAAUAUGACUCCCUUGACUGUUGACACCAACUCUUUUCAUUCCGACGGCUCUGCCAUCCUCACACCCAACCCGUCGCUCACUCCCCAUUCCAUUCUUUCCACGGAACAACGUUCGUCCUACAACUCUUCAAACACGCUCUCGAGCGACUCGAACAAAGCUCUGCCUGCCAGGACUCCCCAAAAGUCGUACAGUACGCCUACGUACUUGGACGAGUACCCCCUCGAAGACGACGGCAACGCCCCAUACGGCAAGGAUAAGCCACGUUCACGGUCCAAAUCCAAGUCCGACAAGCAGCGCAUGCUCGGUCGCGCAAAGGGUCCGUCCACAGCAGCCUCAUCACAGGUGUCGUUUUCCGCCAUCAACCAGCCCAGCUCCUCGCGAUCAGGCCCGCUGUCGCCCAAGGCCUUUGGGGCGAACGCGUCCCGCUUCAUCCGUCGUGUUGCAUCUGCGCCAAACGCAAAGGGCCUCUUCUCCUCGAGUUCGCGAUCGGCAUCGGCGACGACCACGAGGAAUGGACUGCUCGCACCUGGAGAUGGCAUGCCACCCAUACCACAUACCGUGCACGAGAACAGCACAUCGGAUCAGGGCACUAAUUCUCUGGAGACGGUGUCGUCGGCAUCGUCGAGAGGGAGGCCCGUCCGGCCACAGCCACAGCGUGCGCACAGCACAACAUCGGUGAACGCCAAGAAGACCAAGGAUCGAGUGACGAACGCUCAGAUGCCAAUGGAGGGCCCUGGGAAGGUCGCAUUUCGGAGAACGUAUUCGAGCCAUUCCAUCAAAGUUAGAUCGGUUGAAGUCGGCCCAGCCAGCUUCCAGAAGAUCAAAAUGCUCGGUCGGGGAGACGUCGGGAAGGUAUAUCUGGUACGCGAAAAGAAGUCGAGCAAGCUGUUCGCCAUGAAAGUCUUGUCAAAGAAGGAGAUGAUUGAGCGGAACAAGAUCAAGCGUGCUCUUACGGAGCAGGAAAUCCUGGCGACAGCAAACCACCCGUUCAUUGUGACUCUUUAUCACUCGUUUCAGUCAGAACAGUACUUGUACUUUUGUAUGGAGUACUGCAUGGGUGGCGAGUUCUUUCGGGCCCUUCAAUCUCGGCCUGGCAAGUGUCUACCCGAAGACGCAUCACGAUUCUAUGCGGCCGAGGUGACUGCUGCGUUGGAGUACUUGCAUCUGAUGGGAUUCAUCUACCGUGAUCUCAAACCAGAGAACAUCCUGUUACAUCAGUCUGGGCACAUCAUGCUUUCUGACUUCGAUCUAGCCAAGCAAUCAAGUGAGCCUGGUGGUAAACCGGCGACAAUACUUCAACAGGAAAGCGGGAUUCCCUUGAUUGACACUCGCUCAUGUACCGCUGACUUUCGGACAAAUUCGUUUGUCGGCACGGAAGAGUACAUUGCGCCAGAAGUCAUCAAGUCAUCCGGGCACACAUCUGCCGUGGACUGGUGGACGCUCGGUAUCUUGAUCUAUGAAAUGAUUUACGCGACUACGCCGUUCAAGGGAGAACACCGGAAGGACACGUUCAACAAUAUACUGAAUUUGCCCGUGUGGUUUAAGGAUACGCCCAAGGUGUCAUCAGCGUGCAAAGAUGUCGUAUCGCGGCUGCUCGACAAACGAGAGUCGACGCGACUGGGCAGCAAGAGUGGGGCGUCGGAAGUGAAGCAACACAAGUGGUUCGCGAAGAUCAACUGGGGACUCUUGAGGAAUACGCAGCCACCGAUCGUCCCGACCGCGUCGAACGGGAUUGACGCCGUGAACUUCCGGCAGAUGAACGAGUCUGUGUCGCUGCACUUGGAAAAGCAGCAGCAGCACUCGUCGUCGCCGCAGCGCUCGCCGCGGCCGCCAUCCGCGACCUCGUCGAUGCCGUAUUCCAUCAAGGGCGUCGCGGGCGCGGGGGUACCUGCCACGCCGGGGCUGGGGGGGGACGACGGGAUGGAGCCGCCGCCGACGGAGGUGGACCUGUUCGGCGCGUUCUCGAGCAUGACGUUGCACUAUGACGGGGAGGACGAGAGCUGA
Molecule: messenger RNA, 2157 nt
Organism: Fibroporia radiculosa
Lineage: Eukaryota; Fungi; Basidiomycota; Agaricomycetes; Polyporales; Fibroporiaceae
Exons: 9
Coding region: 1-2157 (718 amino acids)
Biological process (GO): protein phosphorylation
Cellular component (GO): plasma membrane; nucleus; cytoplasm
Molecular function (GO): protein serine/threonine kinase activity; ATP binding
Source: RefSeq, a predicted model, not a curated record